AUGUUACUGCUGUGCUACGACGUGAGGUCGGACACCCCACAACUGCCGCGGCAGAAAGGGAGAUCUGCAUUCCCGCAUGCACGUCUCCAUCAUUCGGACAUCAUCUUCCAGCACCUUCGUGCACAACACCUGAACAACCCUGGCCGUUGCGAAUCAUGCAUCGAUGUAGAAGAGCAUGCCGGCACGGCAGAUGCAACUACUCUGCCGUCCUAUGGCGCCGGUACUGCUGGUCUACUUCUCGCCAUCAUCCUGACCGAAGAUCCUUUCAUCAAUGUCGCGGUCCUCGAAGCUGGCUCGGAUGGUCGCACAAACCCCAAUAUCACGAUUCCGGAGUUGAGAGGUGAGAUCAUUGAUACCGAGUAUGAUUGGGCGUACUACAGUACUGUACAGCCUGGCUUGUAUGAGAACAGGAGUCAGGCUGUCAAUAGAGGAAAGACCAUCGGCGGGACAAGCGCUAUGAACUGGAUGAUCCACAACGAAGACUCUCGUAUACAACUUGAUAUCUGGGAGUCAUUGCUCAACCUCACUAGCUGGAACAGUGAUGCAUCACUGGGCUGGAAUUGGGAGACACUAUCCACCGCUUUCCGCGAGAGUGAGGUCUUCUUCGCUCCUUCCUCCAAUGCAUCUUCGGCGGAGCAGCCGGACCCUGCCAACCACGGGUCUUCCGGAUACAUCUGCUCGACCUUGCAACGCAGUGUCCUAUCUCUGCUGUCUGACUACGUAACUCCCGCUCUUCUCAACGCUGGAUAUGCUGUCCCCGGUGAUAGAAAUGGAGGUAAUGUGACCGGUGCCGGGUUACUUCCUCUUGCUAUCUGUCCCGGCAACUACACCAGAAGUUAUUCGGGAUCAGCAUAUACUGCUGUUCAGGAUCGACGCAAUUUGCAUCUUUACACCAACGCUCAAGUCACGGACAUCAGCUGGAUUUCCACCACAACUGGAAAUGUUACUGCCCGUGGACUCAAUUACGUCGACACUUCUGGCCGUACUUCAAACACUAGCCUCUCAAUCCAAGCGCAGGAUAUUAUCUUGUCUGCAGGUAUAGCCGGUUCAGCACCUAUCUUGGAGCGAUCGGGCGUUGGUAACCCGGACAUCCUGACACCAUUGAAUAUCACGCCCAUAGUCAAUCUCAGCAGUGUAGGCACUGGUCUACGAGAUCCUUUGAUGAUGCAAUACCAGCCUCUCCAAUACAACUUCAGCGUUGAGUUCACAGGUGGCGAGUAUGCUCAGAACUACAUUGACCUGCGUCCUGCUCAAGACGUCCUGUCACCUGCCGACUAUAAUGCUGCCUCCGUCUGGUUGAAUGAGACGACAUCUAUCCCUGGCUUGGAAGAUGCACAACUUCUUGUUUUCAAGCAUCUUUGGUUUACCCGCCAACCUCUGAUUGAGAUGGCAUGGCAGUACAGCAGCACGCAAUCCAUGCCUUACACCCUGAUCCCUCUCUCGCAAGGAACCAUUCACAUCAAUACCUCCGACCCUCUAGCCGCUCCCGUCAUCGACCCUAAUUACAAUUCGGUGACUGCGAUCAUAAACAACGAGACAGUACCUUGGGAUCUCUGGCUCCUCUCCCGAGCUUCACAAUUCUACGUCACUCAACUCGCUUCAACUCCGCCAUUCUCAGACGUCUUGACCAAAACAGACCCCGACCACAACCUGUCACCUGCCGACUACCAACAAGCCGUCUACGAACGCACAGGCACAUCUCAACAUCUCACGGGCGGCCUCCCCAUGCUUCCUCGUUCCGCUGGCGGUGCGAUUGCUUCCGACCUUCUCGUCUACGGCACUCAAAACGUCAGAGUCGUGGAUGGCAGUAUCUUCCCGUACCAACCUUCUGCGCAUCCUAUGGGAUUGACAUAUUCGGUUGCUGUACAUGCGGCGAAGAUACUUCAGCGAGUCAAGGGAAGUAAGCUGACGUAUACGGAGGACCCAGGGAGAAGUAAUUCAAGUUCGAAUGCUACGGCUGUAUUCCCGACGAACUUGCCAACUGCGACUUAUGAUGUCAGAGGUAGCGCUGUGCCUGCUAGCUCUUCGGUGGCGGUUUCUACCGGCGGAGUCGAGAAGGUGGAAGACCAAUAUGUCCGCCUUGUCCUCUGGUUAUCCCCAUUUCCCAAAUCCCAAAUCAUGUCAAGCCAGUGA
Molecule: messenger RNA, 2133 nt
Organism: Aureobasidium pullulans EXF-150
Lineage: Eukaryota; Fungi; Ascomycota; Dothideomycetes; Dothideales; Saccotheciaceae
Product: alcohol oxidase
Exons: 4
Coding region: 1-2133 (710 amino acids)
Molecular function (GO): flavin adenine dinucleotide binding; oxidoreductase activity, acting on CH-OH group of donors
Source: RefSeq, a predicted model, not a curated record